AUGUCUGACGAUGAUGAUUUCAUGCAAGAUUCUGACCAGGAGGAAUAUGACUUCGAGUACGAAGAAAACGACGAUGAAGAGGAUGCCGAUGUUAAUAUCGAGAACAAAUACUAUAAUGCCAAACAGAUGAAAUCUGGAGAUCCCGAAGGCGCCAUUGAGGAGUUUCUAGGAGUUCCAGCUCUCGAGCAAGAGAAAGGUGAUUGGGGAUUUAAAGGUUUAAAACAAGCUAUAAAGCUAGAGUUUAAGCUCGGUUUAUAUGACAAGGCUGUCGAGCAUUAUCGCGAACUUCUGACCUAUGUCAAAUCCGCAGUAACCCGAAACUACUCGGAAAAAUCCAUCAACAACAUCCUCGACUUUAUCGAGAAAGGGUCUGAAGAUGAUGCAGCUAGAAAAUGUAUGGAGGAGUUCUAUUCAAACACUCUACAAUCUUUUCAGAGUACCAACAACGAACGAUUGUGGCUGAAAACCAAUAUCAAGCUGGCGAAACUCUGCCUCGACCGGAAGGAUUACGCUGCAACAACAAAGAAGUUACGAGAGCUUCGCAAGGCGUGUGAACUAGAAGAUGGUACAGAUGACCCAAGCAAGGGCACCUACUCAUUGGAGAUCUACGCUUGCGAGAUUCAAAUGCAUUCUGAGACGAAGAACAAUAAGCAGUUGAAGCGUUUAUACGAACGAGCUUUGAAGGUUAAAUCAGCAGUACCACAUCCAAGGAUCAUGGGCAUCAUUCGAGAAUGUGGUGGGAAAAUGCACAUGACUGAGGAGAAUUGGAAGGAUGCUCAAAGUGAUUUCUUUCAAUCAUUCAAAGAUUAUGACGAAGCUGGGUCCCUACAACGAAUCCAAGUUCUCAAGUAUCUCGUUUUAACAACCAUGUUGAUGAAAUCCGAUAUCAAUCCCUUCGAAUCUCAAGAAACGAAACCAUAUAAAAAUGAUCCUCGCAUCGCCGCAAUGACCGAUCUCGUCGAUGCAUACCAAAGAGACGAUAUUCACAGAUAUGAAGACGUCCUAAAGAGAAACAAAGAUCUCAUGUCCGACACCUUUAUCCGCGAAAACAUUGACGAAGUCACUCGAAACAUGAGAACCAAAGCAGUCGUCAAACUCAUCGCCCCCUACACCCACUUCAAACUUGACUUCAUUGGCAAGGCCCUCCAGAUCCCCGUCUCGGAAGUUCAAGACAUCUUAGGUUUUUUGAUCGUCGACAAAAAGGUCAAUGGCAAAAUCAACCAACAAGAUGGAACGGUCGAAAUUGAGGAUAACAGUGAUGGGGAACGUCUAAAAGCAAUGCAUGAAUGGACUACAGCUAUAGGCUCGCUGUAUGAGACAAUUUUCAAGGAGAGUGAGGGCUUUAGGAUGAAUGAUGUUAAUCAAAUUGGGGAUGUGGAUAAGGAUCUGGCUUCGAUGGGGGAUUAUAUGGGAGUUGGGAAUAGGGUUCACUUGAGGUAUGCUGCACAGAAAGGGGGAAGACAUUCAUUGGCUGGGAAGGUAAAGAAAGGAAUGUUUUAA
Sclerotinia borealis F-4128 is the source of this 1500-nucleotide messenger RNA. The record is from the annotation of a GenBank genome assembly. Lineage: Eukaryota; Fungi; Ascomycota; Leotiomycetes; Helotiales; Sclerotiniaceae.